AUGAAGACAGCCGAUCCAACAUGGGACGGUGUCAACCUCGCCAUCUGGUCCGCAUCGGAACUCUCGGUCGGUAUACUUGUCGCGUCUCUACCCGCACUCCGAAAGCAAUUCGACAGCUUCUUCCGCCGCAUUCUCUCGUCGACCUUUCUGGGAAUGGGAUCCAAGACGGGGUCUGAUAGCAACGGAAUACCACUGUAUAACGUCGGACCACCCCUUACCGUUGGCAGCCGACCAACGAGAGGCCGUUCGCUAUUCCAAAGAGACGGUCUCGAUGAUGGAGAUAGUGAGAAGUGCAUACUGGACGAUUCAGAGCUGCCUGGAAAGCGCGAAAUAACGAGAACGAUCGUACAUGAGAUACGUAGUGAGGACAGGAGCAACGCACAGGUCCAAGAUCGGGUACACAACAUGUACGGCCAGCUUCAGUGA
This is a messenger RNA of Alternaria hordeiaustralica, 426 nucleotides long. RefSeq lists its product as uncharacterized. NCBI's taxonomy places the organism in Eukaryota, Fungi, Ascomycota, Dothideomycetes, Pleosporales, Pleosporaceae. The record is from RefSeq and is a predicted model, not a curated record. Bases 1 to 426 code for a protein of 141 amino acids. The transcript has a single exon.